AUGUUUGUAUCAUCUUUAAUGCCUCUGCUUGCAGAGUAUUCUCUUCAGCCACCUCUUGCCGAUGCUCAAUCCAUUGUCAGUAAUGUCAAGGUUUUGUUUAGACAUUUGCUUGAACAGAUUCUUGCUAUUGAGGCAAAGCUGAAGGAGUCUCAGUACCAGCUAGCACCAUGGCGUUCUGAAGCCAAUCCUUCUAGUUUUCCUCAAUCAUCAUCUCAUCCUAAGAUGAAAAUUGGGCUGGAACUGGUGCCACGGCCGGUGUAUUCUAAUGGAAAAAUAACAUCUUCAGCUCCUCAUACAACAAUGGAUGGAGAUCUAAUGGGGCAUCAUCAGAGUGGUCUAGGUGCUGCCACAAAAAAUUCGGAGCCUGAUGACUUGGGGAGGUAUUCGCCUCUCUCAAGCAGGAACAUUGCAUUCCAAGUAGCACCUGCACAGCUUGCAGUCAACCAGGAUGAUUUGCUUUCCAUGCAGAAUGUUAAAGAAACUGUCAGAAAGAAAGUCACACUUGGUGACCUUGUUAGACAGAAUGAUAUGGACCCUGACACUGAAGGAAACCAGAAUGAUAGAGAGCCUUCUGUUAAUUGGAUUUCCGAAACGCCACAUACAACUAGUCUUGAUGAUCCCAACUCAUAUUCUCAUUUGCCACCAGUUCUCGAGGAACCUUCGUCCUCUUUUUCUGAGGAUCAGAAUUAUUUCAAUGAUGACCCACUACCUGCAAUAGAGGAUCUCCAAAUUUCAGGUGAAGCUUUUCCAGGACAGCAACUCACAGCAUGUGGAUACUCUAUAAAUGGGACUACCAGUUGUAAUUUUGAGUGGCUGCGUUAUUUGGAAGAUGGAUCUUUUAAUUUUAUAGAUGGUGCAAAGCAACCAAUUUAUCUUGUUACCGCAGAUGAUGUUGAUGCGUACCUUGCCAUCGAAGUCCAACCACAGGAUGACAGGAAGCGGAAAGGUAAACUCGUUAAGGUCUUCGCCAAUGAGCACAAAAAAAUCACUUGCGACCCUGAAAUGCAAAAUUGCAUAGAGAAGACACUUUACAGUGGUCAUGCUUCGUACAAAUUAUCCCUGUCGACUGGGUAUCUUGAUAUAUGGGAGCCAGCUACAUUGGCAAUAAAAAGGGAUGGUUACAGCAUCAAGUGUAAUGGACCUAGUCGUGUUGUCAUCGCCGAGAAGUUUUCACCAUCGAUAAGUGUCUCUAUUCCAUAUGGCAGUCCGACAGAAUUCCUUAUAGUUGAUUCUCAGGGGAUUGAGCAUCUUCUGAGGGUGGAGAAUAGUUCAGUGGAUAUUAGUGGUUCAAGGGAUACAGUGGUUCUUACCCUGAGGUCAUUCAUCAUUAAGGCUGGUGAAAAGAAGAACGGAAGGAAAGGAGGGCUCUUUUUCAACAAUGUUACAGAAUCUCACGCACAUCUAAAACUCAAGAUGUUGAUCGCAGAGAUUGUCUCCUCUGCACAACUAAAACAAAGCCCUAGGUGCGUCCGCUCGUAUCAAAAUCAACCUCCACAUCCGACUCCGAUUACGUUACUCUCGGCGGCCGCCGCCGACGGUCGGCUGUCAUUACACGAAGCUAAGGUGCCACUCAUUCGAAGUUUUGACGUAAUUGUGUUAAUCUGUAGAUUUCCCGAUACCGCUAGUAAUAAACAUGGUUACCAGGAAAAGUAUGCAGCUUAUUACAUUCUCUCAGGAAAUCGCAGAUGGAGAACCUAUCUAUGUUUCGUCUAA
This is a messenger RNA of Fraxinus pennsylvanica, 1713 nucleotides long. Lineage: Eukaryota; Viridiplantae; Streptophyta; Magnoliopsida; Lamiales; Oleaceae. The record is from the annotation of a GenBank genome assembly.